UCGCCGGGGCGCCGCGGGCAGUCUGCCGCUGCCACCUCAGCCCUGCUCGGUGCCGACUGACGCCCGCCGCUCACCGCCCGGAGCUGACGGUCCCACCACGCUCGCCGCCGCCGCCGCUGUCGGCACGACAGAGCCUCUCACUGCUGUGGCCUCUCCCGUUGCGGAGCACAGGCUCCGGAUGCGCAGGCUCAGCGGCCAUGGCUCACGGGCCUAGCCGCUCCACGGCAUGUGGGACCUUCCCGGACCGGGGCAUGAACCCGUGUCCCCUGCUUCGGCAGGCGGACUCUCAACCACUGCGCCACCAGGGAAGCCCUGAAAUGUGUUUUUUGAGAGAAGUUUUCAUUUGAUCGUGUACAUACUUGGCAGUUCCAGACUUUUUCCUGGACUCCCUCCCGGCUAGCUGUGGCGCACUAGCCCCCUUCAGGCUGUGUUCACGCAGAGAACUCCAGUCCUCUCCCCGGGAUCCGACCUCCGAAGCCCAAGCCUCAGCUCCCAGCCCCCACCCAUCCUGGCAGACCUGGCACCCAGUGCCUUGUUGAAUUAGACUGAAGUGCACAGUGGUGUGCUUGAUGUAAUGUGGCCAACAACCUCUUCCAGUAGAUGAUGCUAACCACGAAGGGAGAUGAAUUUGCCCUGUCAGGCCUCUUCUUGGUGUGUUCUGUAUGGACUGCCUCCCUUCUAGAGUAAAUACAUCAACUUAAAAGAGGAACAUAGAAGACUGCAGUUGAAAAAAGAGACAGUAAUAUACAUGCUGUGAGCAUUUGUGGGCAGCAUCACAUAGAUGAUUUCAUCCAUGAGCUCGGAUUUCCCACAUUACAACUUCAGGAUGCCUAAUAUUGGAUUCCAGAAUCUGCCACUCAACAUAUAUAUUGUGGUUUUUGGCACUGCUAUAUUUGUCUUCAUCCUUAGUUUACUCUUCUGUUGCUACUUGAUUAGGCUAAGACAUCAAGCACACAAAGAAUUUUAUGCCUACAAACAGGUUAUAUUAAAAGAAAAAGUAAAAGAACUGAAUUUACAUGAGCUCUGUGCAGUGUGCCUAGAAGACUUCAAGCCUCGAGAUGAGUUGGGGAUUUGUCCAUGUAAGCAUGCCUUCCACAGAAAAUCUGGAGACAACAAAUACAGGGAUGGACUGACAAGACAGAGUUUUGCUCCCACAGACCCAAUACACUCAAACCACCGAGGCAGCUGGAGAAAUGUGCCAAAACCAAGCAGAAAACAAGAUGUCUGCUUACGGGGACCAUGAGGCAGGAGCACAGCUGAGGGCACAGCCCCAUCAGAAAGCAGACUCUAAGAAGUCUAAAUGAUGCAAGGACCUGGAAACACAUGGCAGGAGCCACAAGGAAUCCAACAUCUACCUUCCAAAGACCAUCUUCAAGGCUAUAGAGCAGUAUCAAAGUAGGCCACACUUUAUUAUAAAUAAUCUGCAGCCAAAGGACUGAAAGUAUCCAAUUAGAAAGUAAAAUACUUCACUAAUUAAAGUGAUUACAGCCUCAAGGGAUGGAGGGAGUUUAGCAGAAUCAAAAUUUAAAAACAUUGUUAUCAACUUAAUUUCAUUUAAAUAAUUAAUAAAGGGAUGAUUAAAUUAUUAUUCAUAUUAUAGAACACUGUAUAGCAAUUAAGAAUGAAGAGGAUCUUUAUACAAACAUACAUAUAUAUACAUUUUUUUUUUUUUUUUGGCCACGCCGCAAAGCAUGCAGGAUGUUACUUCCCCGACCAGGGAUCGAACCCAUGCCCCCUACAGUGGAAGUGCAGUCUUCACCACUGGACCGCCAGGGAAGUCCCGAGAAUGAAGAGGAUCUUUACUCAAUUAAGAAUUGAAGUGGGAUGAACUCCAAGACAUGUUUUUAGUCCAAAAAACAAAAAAACAAAAAAACAAAAAAAACAAGCUGAGAAAUAUUUUAUACAAUAUGAUCCAAUUUGCCUUAUUUUAAAACCAUAUUUAUAUGCACAUGUAUGUGUCAUACACAGUCAUGCACAGAAAAACUAAAAAGAUACAUAAACUUUUUUU
This is a messenger RNA of Physeter macrocephalus (sperm whale), 2008 nucleotides long. It is a transcript of the gene RNF24, whose product is annotated as ring finger protein 24. The transcript has 9 exons. Gene Ontology annotation, molecular function: zinc ion binding. The record is from RefSeq and is a predicted model, not a curated record. Lineage: Eukaryota; Metazoa; Chordata; Mammalia; Artiodactyla; Physeteridae. Bases 782 to 1243 code for a protein of 153 amino acids.